ACCUGACGUACCACAGACGUACUACGACAGCCUUUUCUAAAAUGGCGCUACUAUCACAGUUUUGACAGUAUCUUGAAGAAAAGUUUUUUCUGCGCUCAAAAACACUCAACGUGUUGGUUCUGCUGUGCUGUCCAUGUGUUUAGUGUCAACGUUGUUGGCAUAGUGUUCUCGCAUCAAAAGCAGAACUUGCAACAUGGAAGCAGCUGCAGUGGAUGUAGACAUGGAGAAAGAAGUCACCAUUGCAUCUAGGCUUGAGAACCCUUUUCACAUUAAAGCUAGCAAAGAGACCGAAGAGGAAAAUCAGAAUGAAAAUAAAGAUUUGGACUGUGAAGGCAAAGUUUGGCCAGCGGUAGAAGCUGAUGGCAACCUUGCAUCAAGGCCAUGUGACAAUAGCAUCAUCGAUUCACCUAGCUCAGAGGCAUGUUCUAGUGGUACUGCUGGAGAGAGCUGUGGGAUCACAGAGAGGCCUGGGGACCCUUCUAGCAUGCCAGCUAGCAAUGAUAUAGUAAAGCAAUCAAAGAAAGAUGAAGUAAAAGUUGAAGAUGAAGACUUAAAAGACGCAGAAGGAAAUGGUGACUACACUUCUACGCCACGUGACAGCAACAUUUUGGAUUCAACUAGCUCUGAGCUGCGUCGUCCUGUUCAAGGUAGCUAUGUGACUUCCAAAGAGCCCCAGUACUCUUCCGACGUUAAAACUGGCAAAAAAAUACUACAUUCAGAAGAACAGAAGAAUGAAGACAAGGAUGUUAAAGAAGUUUGGCCCAAGGCAGAAGACAGUAGGGUUGCAUGCAAGUCUUCCCACAGUAACACUGCAGAUUCUACCUGUUCUGAGCCAAGUGGCAGUGGUGGUGUGAAAGAGGGCUAUGCAGCUUUAACAGAGCCUCAGACCUUUUCUGACAGUAAAAUCAAUAAUACUGCAGAACAGUCAGCAGAAGGAAAUAGUGCUAGUGAGGAUAAGAAUAGCAUUUGCAAAGUUCUGUCAAAGCUGGGUGAAGAGGACAGCCUUGCACCUAAGCCAUGCAGCAGUAAUCUUGUAGAAUCAACAUGCCCUGAAAUAAACUGUAGCAGUGCCACUGAUGAGACCACUGUGCGCUCAGACAAUCCACAUGGCUUUUCCUCAUUUGUACCUAGGGAAAACAAAGCAGGAAAACAAGGUGAAAAUGACAAUGAAGGACAUGGCUCUUCCUCCAUUGAACCUAGCAAAAAUGAAACUGGCAAAGAAGAGCAAAAGGACAGGGAAGGACAUUGCUCUUCUUCCAUUGAAUCUAGAAAAAAUGAAGCAGGAAAAGAAGGGCAAAAUGAUAGUGAAGGACAUGAUGCUUCCUGCACUGAACCUAGAAAAAACAAAGCAGGAAAUGAAAAGGAAAAUGAUAAUGAAGGACGUGGCUCUUCCUCCAUUGAACCUAGCAAAAAUGAAACUGGCAAAGAAGAGCAAAAGGACAGUGAAGGACAUUGCUCUUCUUCCAUUGAAUCUAGAAAAAAUGAAGCAGGAAAAGAAGGGCAAAAUGAUAGUGAAGGACAUGAUGCUUCCUGCACUGAACCUAGAAAAAACAAAGCAGGAAAUGAAAAGGAAAAUGAUAAUGAAGGACGUGGCCCUUCCUCCAUUGAACCUAGCAAAAAUGAAACUGGCAAAGAAGAGCAAAAGGACAGUGAAGGACAUUGCUCUUCUUCCAUUGAAUCUAGAAAAAAUGAAGCAGGAAAAGAAGGGCAAAAUGAUAGUGAAGGACAUGAUGCUUCCUGCACUGAACCUAGAAAAAACGAAGCAGAAAAUGAAAAGGAAAAUGAUAAUGAAGGACGUGGCUCUUCCUCCAUUGAACCUAGCAAAAAUGAAACUGGCAAAGAAGAGCAAAAGGACAGUGAAGGACAUUGCUCUUCUUCCAUUGAAUCUAGAAAAAAUGAAGCAGGAAAAGAAGGGCAAAAUGAUAGUGAAGGACAUGAUGCUUCCUGCACUGAACCUAGAAAAAACGAAGCAGGAAAUGAAAGAAAUGAUAAUGAAGGACGUGGCCCUUCCUCCAUUGAACCUAGCAAAAAUGAAACUGGCAAAGAAGAGCAAAAGGACAGUGAAGGACAUUGCUCUUCUUCCAUUGAAUCUAGAAAAAAUGAAGCAGGAAAAGAAGGGCAAAAUGAUAGUGAAGGACAUGAUGCUUCCUGCACUGAACCUAGAAAAAACGAAGCAGGAAAUGAAAAGGAAAAUGAUAAUGAAGGACGUGGCUCUUCCUCCAUUGAACCUAGCAAAAAUGAAACUGGCAAAGAAGAGCAAAAGGACAGUGAAGGACAUUGCUCUUCUUCCAUUGAAUCUAGAAAAAAUGAAGCAGGAAAAGAAGGGCAAAAUGAUAGUGAAGGACAUGAUGCUUCCUGCACUGAACCUAGAAAAAACGAAGCAGGAAAUGAAAAGGAAAAUGAUAAUGAAGAAUGUGGCUCUUCCUCCAUUGAACCUAGGAAACACGAAGGAGGUAAAGAAGAUAAUGAUGGUGAAAGUGAACAUGGAGAUCUCAAAGGCAACCUUCAGCCACCGGUGGAGAAACCUGCUAACAAUUCAUCUGAGCAAUGCGACAGCCAAGCAUGUGUCAAAGCAUCAAGUAGUUUUGAACCAUGUAGUCAUGCUGUAGAUGACCAUGUGCUUUCAAAGGAGCCUGAGAACUCAUCUUUCACUGAAACAAGUAAAGAAGUAACAGAACAAGAAGAGGAAAGUGAAGAUGAAGAGGGAAGUGAUGAUGAAGCAGACCAGGAAGGGAAAUGUCAUCCUAGUGUGUCAAAGUUUCUUCAUCGCUACAUAAAAAUUGGCAAGUACACACCAGCACCUAUGUCGAAGGCCGGUGACUUUCGCAUGAAAAAGUCAGACACUCUGCUUGAAGCUCCUUCGUUGGUGACGCCCUUACUCAUAAAAAGACCAGACUACUUUUUGGCAGAAAACACAAACUCUGAGGGAAAACGAGAACGAAAAAGAGUGUUGCCUUUGGGGAAAGGUGGGAGCUCUGCUGAUGACUUCUUUGGAAGCACAGCUGGUGAAUUCUUCAUUGGUAUCGGCUUGAGCAGAGCAAAAGAAGUGUACAACCGAGAGCAAUUAAGGCACAAGAAAUGUGAGAUAAAGAAAGCAGGUGACUGUGCACAAGAGGUGAUCGAUGACUGUCGAAGGCUGGCUGAAGUGCACCAAAAAUUCAGAAUUGCAAAUGCUCCUUACAAUUUUAAAAUGAAGUCGUGCAGAUUAUGUGAUUUUAAGACUGAAUCAAGCCUUGUUCUAGAAGGCCACCUACUGACGCCACACUUGACACCACGACGGGAGCUUCGGUGCAGCUUUUGUGGCUUUACAACUCGUGAUAGGGAAGCUUUUGUAUUCCAUGUGGAGGCUAUGCACAACCGACAGACAACUGUAGAGCCCCCACUGCUUCUUCAUCAGUGCCCUUUUUGUCCUUUUGAGACCAAUCUGAAAACGAAGGCUACAUCCCAUGUCAGUCGUUGCGAAAAAGUUUUCAGUAUUGCUGCGAAUCAGCAGCUCUCUUGUGACUUUCAGCCUCCAGGAAUCACAGCUAAGCCCAUCACAUUAGAUGAUGUCAGGAGUUAUGAAAAAAUAUUGUUGACAUUAGGCCGCAAUGCUAAAGGUCCACAGAAGGGCUCUUGUGCUGCACGUAGUCAAAAUGGAGCUCCUGCACUGUUAGCGCCUCGGGGAAAAGUGCCACUGGCACCCAAAAAACCAAGAUCAGCUCCCUUGCUAAAUCAUAAUCAAGGACAAAUACAUUCUAGGCUAGGAUUGAUCCGGCCAGAUUAUUUAUCGAACCAAGUGUUCCAAUUUAUAGGGAGUGAUUCAAAGCUUAUCCCACUGCACAAUGGAAGCACCAGGCAGACUCUGGCUCUUGCUCACACACCUUCCUACAUGGCAAAUUUGCAUAUUCGUGCCCCAGCUCCUGUGCAAGCCCAGCAGCAGACACAACCACAAGCACCUAAAUCCUUGGAGGCCGCUGGCUCAAGUGUCCCUUUUGUCGUUUGUGAGAUCUGUGAUGGCUACCUCACAGACUUGGUGCACCUGCGUUUGCACAUGCACCGGAUACAUCACCUGGUGAUCCAUCGUGCCACGCUGACCCAUCGCCCGCCACUCAACUGUCAGAAGUGUGAGAGGCGUUUCUUCACUGACCAGGGGCUGGAACGCCAUUUGCUAGGUGCUCAUGGCAUGGUCACACCCAACAUGCAGUCCUUGGCCAAACAUGGUAAAGAUGCUGGCCGUUGCCCGGCAUGUGGCCGCAUGUAUGCUACCAAGCUGGUUUCGCACAUGAGUGAGGUGCAUAAAAUGACAAUAAGGUUGGCCACCCUGUCCUACAAAUGCACAGUCUGCGCUGCAGUGUUUGACCUCUAUCAGCAUUUUGAAAACCAUGUACGCAAAGUACACGCUAAGGCCCCAAACAAGUCGUCUGCAGCAGCCUUAAAGGACGCCCCUGCGAAGAUGGCAUUGUCGGCUCAAGCCUCUACUCCCACAACAGCUCAGCACAAUUCCUCAAAACGACCAUGCUUGCCUGCAGCCUCUACUCCCACAACUGCUCAGCACAAUUCCUCAAAGCGACCAUGCUUGGCUGCAGCCUCUACUCCCACAACUGCUCAGCACAAUUCCUCAAAGCGACCAUGCUUGGCUGCAGCCUCCACUGCCGCACCACCCAAGCCCAAUUCUACAAAGCAGCUAUUCAUGGCUCUAACGUCUAGUCCUGUAACUUCUGAUACCAAUUCUGCCAAGCGGCCACUCUUGGCUUCAACUUCUAGUCCUGCAAGUGCAAAUUCUAGUUCUGCAAAAUGGCCAUUUUCGGCUACAGCCUCUACUUCUGCAACUGCCAAUCCCAAUUCUGCUAAGCGACCAUGCUUAGCUGCAGCCUCUACACCCACAACAGCCCAGCUCAAUUCUGAAACACAGCUUUUCUUGGCUCUAACGUCUAGUCCUGAAAGUUCUGAUAACAAAUCUACAAAGCAGCCAAUCUUGGCUUCAACCUCUAGUCCAGCAAGCUCAAAUUCCAGUUCUGCUAAACAGCCAUUCUUGGCUAGAGCCUCUACUUCUGCGGUGGCUAAGACAGUAGCCAUUCCUGCAACUGGUGCACCUAGUUCUGAGAUGAAGCCAAUUGCCUGUUUGCCAGCAGACCAGCCUACAAAGCAGCCACUCUCGGCCCUGGCCACUGUGGCUACAGCAGUCACUAAGGCAACAAGUGUUCUAACUGUUGAAUCACAUUCUAAGCUGAAAGAACGCUCGAGCAUGUCGGCAAAUCCUGUCUGUAAGCCUGCGGUGUCUGAAAUAAAGGUGGAACAGGCAGUUGAUAUGGAAGUUGCGCCCUCUGUACCACUGGAGCUAGACGAGCCUGUACUUGGUUGGUGUGUGACGUGUAAGGAGGGUGUAGAGGACUUGGCUGAACAUCUGAAGGACAAACACAUGCGGCAGUGUCAUGUUCGUGUAUGCCGCAUUGAGAGGUGUGACCUGUGCCUGUCAUCAUUUCGUGGCCUAAUAGUGGUGACCACAUCAGACGUCGAGGAUGAGGACAGUUCAGAGGAGGACGGGGAGGAAGAUGACAGUGAAAAUGAUUAACCUGCAACUCUGGAAACAGUGGACCUGGAUGGGCCACACAGUGCUGAGCCAAUGAAUGUGGAAGAGGCUCACUGCCCAAAGAGUAGCCCGACGAGGCCGUGUGUGGGGAAGGACCUUGUCCAAGUCCAUAGGAGUGCAUUUUGCAGUUCUCGAACCCUCGCUGUUGAAGCAGAGGUUCCCAGACUCCUUUUUACAGUAUCCUUAGGGCUUUCACAACGUGUUGAGGCAAGCACAUUGGGUACUAUAAACUUAAUGUACUUGCCUACCAAGAUAUUCUUAAGCGUAGAAAGGAUUCGAAGAUUAGUAAACAUCCACACCUGAUCAGUCACAUUGUUACCCAGAUUAUUAUGUAAAAAUGCAUCCAUACAUGUUCAAUCAAGUGGCAGCUGAAGAUUUGUUGCAAUCAAAUCAAAUGAACAUCAUUAGGAACGGAAUAAUGCAUACGUUACAGUAGUGAAAAAAGGAGAACAAUUGGGACACAUCCAUUUAGGUCAUUUGACUCUAAAUGUGUUCUGCAAAACCUUAGAAUUUCACAGAGAUCAGUAUGGGAACCUCUGACUUACAAGCCUAUAAAUAAUCAUUGGUCUGCUUACCCUGCAAGGGGAUGCAGAAGAGCUGGGUUGAGUUCUUCUGUUGCACAUAUUGCCUUGAAUUAUUUGCUGCUGUCCUGCUGUGUUCACAAUAUUUAAUUGAUGUCUUCUUGUGGUAAAGUAGAACACUGAUUCUUGUUGCAUAAAUUGUAGGCUGUCACUCCUGUGUUCAGCAAUGUGCAGCGAGUGGCAGCAGCAGCAUUCAUCCAGUUUGCUUGCGACUGUGCACAUUGUCCUUUCUCUCGAUGUGCUUGUCGUUGUUAAUAAGGCUUAACUUGCAAUUUAGUGGUUUCAGUACUGUUUGUAUAAUUUAUAGAUUGUACUGUCAUAGCGUUUUGUAUUUUCAUCACUUAUGUGGUAAGGUGGAGGAGGCUUCCAACUUUGCCUUCAUAGUUUUUGUCCAUUCCAUUUAUGGCGUGUCAAAUAUUAGUUUUGUUUGAAUACUGUAAGUGAAAACCAAAGUUCCUGCAGUCUGCAAGGAGAAAUGUUGAUGCAAGUGUAUACUCUUCUGAUCGAGUGAUUCAGGUGCAGAAGAAUUGCAGUAUGUGUGCAGGCGAUCCAGUUACUGUGUCAUGUGAACACAGAUGUGAACUAUGCAACUUAUCAUGUUCUCCUUCUGCUUAAUAAAUUAAAGCAGCAAGCACUGCCUGAAGAUGGG
Molecule: messenger RNA, 6802 nt
Organism: Dermacentor silvarum
Lineage: Eukaryota; Metazoa; Arthropoda; Arachnida; Ixodida; Ixodidae
Exons: 3
Coding region: 194-5554 (1786 amino acids)
Biological process (GO): regulation of gene expression
Cellular component (GO): nucleus
Source: RefSeq, a predicted model, not a curated record